Messenger RNA from Schistosoma margrebowiei, 660 nucleotides. NCBI's taxonomy places the organism in Eukaryota, Metazoa, Platyhelminthes, Trematoda, Strigeidida, Schistosomatidae. The record is from the annotation of a GenBank genome assembly.
AUGUUACUUCAAGUUUUAAUUAAAGAUGCUCUGCGAUACAACCGAUCUCCUAUCUCAAACUUAUGUCGUCAUUAUGCAGCUCAUGUACAGCGUCCGGCUCCUGACUUUUGUGGAACGGCAGUGGUGGAUGGCCAAUUUAAAGAAAUAAAACUGAGAGAUUAUGCUGGCAAAUACUUAGUCCUCUUUUUCUAUCCUCUGGAUUUUACUUUUGUGUGUCCAACUGAGUUAACUGCGUUUUCUGAUCGAAUUGAUGAGUUCAAAAAUGAAGGAGUUGAAAUCGUUGGCGUUUCAACUGAUUCACAUUUCAGUCAUCUCGCUUGGAUAAAUACUCCACGUAAAGAAGGUGGUUUGGGCGGUCUACGCUAUCCACUCUUGGCAGACUAUCAAAAACAAAUUACACGUGAUUAUGGGGUCCUUCAAGAAGAGUUAGGUGUUGCCCUUCGCGGCUUAUUUAUCAUUAAUCCUGACGGUAUAGUCCGCCAAAUUACUAUUAACGAUUUUCCUGUUGGAAGAUCUGUUGACGAAGUUUUGAGAUUGGUUAGAGCCUUCCAGUUUACAGAUAAACAUGGUGAAGUUUGCCCAGCAGAUUGGCAACCAAAAGGUCCAACAAUAAAGCCAGAUCUGAAAAAGUACAAGGAGUAUUUUCAUAAGGUUAAUUAA